Messenger RNA from Ricinus communis (castor bean), 1485 nucleotides. Its product is annotated as histone-lysine N-methyltransferase ASHR2. Gene Ontology annotation, molecular function: protein binding. Bases 100 to 1272 code for a protein of 390 amino acids. The record is from RefSeq and is a predicted model, not a curated record. Lineage: Eukaryota; Viridiplantae; Streptophyta; Magnoliopsida; Malpighiales; Euphorbiaceae. The transcript has a single exon.
GGAGGACUUAAAAAUAGUUACGCGGAAGGUGAUGCUGUAGCCCAGGACUGGAGAGAGAAGGGUAAAUUGGAAGGAAGUCGUAAUCCGCCGCCAAGUGAAAUGGACAGAGAGAAGAGAAGGAUGUGGAGUGAAACCCUAGUGAAUAUUCAGGAGACUCAAGGUAGAGGGAGAGGUGUUGUAUCCUAUCAACCGUUGAGAGGCGGCGAUGUAGUGGUUAGGGAUUCUCCUCUCCUCCUUUAUUCUGCUUUUCCUCUCAGCAGAUCAUCAAUCACCUCCACCCCCACCUCCACCUCAGUUUAUUGCGAUAACUGCUAUAGAAAGAUACACUCAGCAGUUAUAUGCUGUCCAACUUGCUCUCACCAUAAAUUCUGCAGUCCUAAUUGUGUAUCGGCGUCAUCCAACACACCCUGGGUCUGCCAAGCAUUAAGUCGGCUGCACGACUGCUCAUCCCUUGUGGUGCAUCAGCCUUUGGAGCGCCAAGUCCAGGCCCGUUUCCUCAUCGCUGCCUACAAUCUAUUCCUCGUCUCCCCUUCCAACUUCCAGAUUCUAUUAUCUCUUCAAGGCCAAGGAGGAGGCGGGGAUGAUGAAGAUGCUCAAUUCCUACAUUCCCUCAUCUCUUCCCUCUGCCCUCCAACUGGGGGAGUCCCCUUCUCUUUGGAACUCACCUCCGCAUUGCUUGCCAAGGACAAGCUUAAUGCUUUCGGCUUGAUGGAGCCUUUUGAUAUCAAUGAUGGAAAGAGAUCAGUACGAGCCUAUGGCAUCUAUCCCAAGGCCGCCCUAUUCAAUCACGACUGCCUUCCGAAUGCUUGCAGAUUUGACUACGUCGACACUCAAGAUACUGACUUGAUUAUCCGGAUGAUUCAUGAUGUCCCCCAAGGCAGAGAGAUCUGCUUGAGUUACUUCCCUGUUAAUUACGAUUAUUCCACCCGACAAAAGAGACUGCGGGAGGACUAUGGUUUUAUCUGUGACUGCGAUCGCUGCAAGGUUGAAGCUAAUUGGUCUGAUCAAGAACAUGAUGAUGCUGAUGAUGAUGAGAAUGAGAAUGAGGCCAUGGAGGAGGACUCUGAGGAGGCAAUGGCGGAUGAAAAGGACGAUGCACCCUCUGAUAACGACUCCGACUUUCCUCAUGCCUAUUUCUUUUUGAGAUACAUGUGUGAUGGCACAAAUUGCUGGGGCACGUUAGCUCCUUUGGCCCAGUCAAAUGUGAACAUCACUCUCUUGGAAUGCAAUGUGUGUGGCAAGAUCAAGAGGGAUGAAGUUGGGCAUUCGUAAUUAAGUAAGCUAGAAUUCUGAUCGUGUAACUGUGUUUUGGAGGUAUAACCACCACCCUGCGAUCUUUGGUAUGACUCAAGUAAUUCAUAUUUAAAUGCCUCUUUGUUGCGAUUCUUGAUUUUUGAUAUGGAGAAGUUUGUAUCGUUCUGUUUUGUCUUUUUCUUGCGCCAACAACUCCUAUUUCUAUGACAAAAUUUGCUGUUAAAGUUGUUA